GCUGGACGAACACUGCACAGCUAUGGAGAAUGAAUCAAACACCACAACAUGUUCUGCAUCUACAACUACUAUCACUACCACCUCCACUUCCCGGACACAGCUACCACAGAUAUCUGUCUACAGUGGCUCUGACAGGCAUGCUGUCCAGGUUAUUCAGCAGGCCUUACAUCGUCCUCCUAGCUCAGCUGCUCAGUACCUCCAGCAGAUGUACGCAGCCCAACAGCAGCAUCUAAUGCUGCAGACUGCUGCUUUGCAGCAGCAGCAUUUAAGCAGUACCCAGUUCCAGAGUCUGGCAACUGUACCACAGGCAAGCCUGUCAGGUGGGAGGCAGUGUACUUCCCCCACUGGGAAUGUCACUCAGCAGUCAAGCAUGUCGCAGACCUCGAUUAACCUCUCCACCUCUCCUACACCUGCACAGAUAAUAAGCCGUUCACAGACCUCCAACACCACCAGCAGCAGUAUUACCCAACAGACUAUGUUGCUGGGGAGCACCUCUCCAACCCUGAGUGCAAGCCAGGCUCAAAUGUAUCUACGAGCUCAAAUGCUUAUUUUCACUCCUGCGACCACUGUGGCUGCUGUCCAAUCUGACAUUCCUGUUGUCUCAUCGUCUUCCUCCUCUUCUUGUCAGUCUGCAGCUACUCAGGUUCAGAACUUGACACUGCGCAGUCAGAAGUUGGGCGUAUUGUCAAGUUCACAGAAUGGCCCACCAAAGAGCAGCAGUCAAACUCAGUCGUUGUCUCUGUGCCCUAAUAAACCUUUAACCAGUUCCAAGGGCAGCCAACCAGAUCCUUCAGAAAGCAAUAGAAAAGGCGAGAGCCCAACUCCGGAGUGUCGGAGUACACCAGUCACACGGACAUCAAGCAUACAUCACUUAAUAACACCAGCUUCAUAUUCCCCAUUACCUCAUUCUCUAGUAAAACAUCAGCAGAUCCCACUUCAUUCACCACCUCCAAAGAUUUCUCAUCAUCAGCUGAUACUGCAACAGCAGCAGCAAGUCCAGCCAAUUGCACUUCAGACUCCUUCGGGUCAGGAACCCCCUCCAUCGCAACACUGUCUGCCACUCCCAAGCCAUGGUCUUCCUCCAGGUCCCAGCAGUGUGCAGUCUCAUUGCUCACCUAUUCACAUGCAUCCUCCACCUCUAACACUAUCUCCUACUCCAUCCCAGUCAGCGCAGCAGUCAGUAGUGGUAUCCCCUGCACCUUCUCACUCCCCUAGUCAAUCACCCACAAUAAUUAUUCACCCUCAAGCACUUAUUCAGUCACAGGCAAACUCCCUUGUGCCAGCAGCUCUUCAGACAGAGCACACUGCUCCGCAGCAAACUACUGCCAGUCCAGUUCGGCCAAUUGCACAGCCACUUAAUCUUCCAUCACAUCUUCCACUUCCAUCUUCCCCUGCUGUACAUACAGGGUCAGUAGAUCAGCCCAGCUUAGUUUCCCCAGGCCAACAGAUCGUGCCCUCGACGCCGCACCAGCAAUAUUCAGCCUUGCAGUCUGCACCUAUCCCUCUUGCAGCUCCUCCUCAGCUGUCAACAUCUUCAACCCAGAUUCAACAACUGCCAUUGCAGUCUGUACAGUCUUUACAAGUGCAGCCUGAAAUUCUGUCUCAGGGCCAGGUUUUGGUUCAAAACACUUUGGUUUCUGAGGAGGAACUUCCUGCUGCAGAAGCGUUGGUCCAGCUGCCAUUUCAAACUCUUCCACCACCACAGACUGUUGCAGUAAAUCUUCAAGUGCAACCAUCAGUACCAAUUCAAUCUCCAGUGAUUUACCAAGUGGAGAAUGUAUGUGAAGAAGAGAUGCCUGAGGAAUCAGAUUGUGUCCACAUGGCUAGAACACCUACACCACCCACUUUGUCUCCACCAGCCAUAAACUUGGGGAAUGGAGAGGCACUUAAUUCAGAAGAUCCAUUGUCAGAACAUGGGGGAUUACCUUCAGUGACAUCAUCAGUCAGUGCCUCAGUAAUUAAAUCUCCGUCUGAUCCUUCACAUGCUUCUAUUCCACCACCACCUCUUUUGCUUCCAGCAGCAACAACAAGGAGCAACAGCACAUCAAUGCCCAAUAGUAUUCCUAGCCUAGAAAAUAAACCUCCACAGGCUAUUGUUAAACCACAGAUCCUGACCCAUGUUAUUGAAGGCUUCGUGAUUCAGGAGGGUUUAGAGCCGUUCCCUGUAAGUCGUUCAUCUUUGCUGGUAGAACAGCCUGCAGAAAAAAGAUUGCUAGUGGAGGGUCAGAUCAUGAGUGUUGUGUGUGUUGAAUCAGACUUGCAGAAUGCAAAACAUGCAGACAACUCAUCGGACACAGAGAUAGAGGAUAUGAUUGCAGAAGAAGGACUGGAUGAAAUUGAAAAUGAUCUUCUGAAGUGUGAAUUUUGCGGGAAAAUGGGAUACUCCAAUAAGUUUCUACGGUCAAAAAGAUUCUGUUCCACAUCCUGUGCCAAAAGGCACAGCCUUAGUUGCACUAAGAAAUUUGGGCUGUUUACAUCAGACAAGAGCAGUCGCUGGAAUCGGAAAUCAGAUAGCCAAAGUCUAGGGCGACGCGGGCGUCGACCGAGUGGCCCUGAUGGGGCAUCACGAGAUCAUUUUCUUAGACAGCUUCCCGUUACUUAUCCAUCCCCAGAAGAAGAUAUGGCUCCUCAUGAAGAUGCUGUUCCAGCUGCCAUGACCACCCGUCUGCGAAGACAGAGUGAAAGAGAGAGAGAACGUGAACUUAGGGAACUAAGAAUUAGGAAAAUGCCAGAGAGCAUUGACUUGUUACCAGUGGUGCAAGCUGACCCAUCAGUAUGGACUGUUGAUGAAGUUUGGGCCUUUAUACAUUCUUUGCCUGGUUGUCAAGAUAUUGCAGAUGAAUUUAGAGCACAAGAAAUUGAUGGACAAGCUCUCCUCUUGUUGAAGGAGGAUCACCUUAUGAGUGCAAUGAAUAUUAAGCUUGGACCUGCAUUGAAAAUCUGUGCACGUAUCAAUUCAUUGAAAGAAUCCUAGGGGGUGAACAUGAAGGUUUAAACAACAGUUUCUCAGUGACAGAACUGACAGUAACACACCAACGUCUUCACUGUGGCAUGAGUGUUACUGUGAUGUUUUGUUAAAUACAUGGGGGUUUCCCCACAUAAAGACUUUAAAAUGUACUUUUGAUUAUACCAGGUUUAUACUCCUAUACUCCGUAGUUUCCAACAAUUAAUAGGUUCAUGGUAAACCCUGAGUAAUACUUUGAGUUGAAGUGGUAGUUCAUGGAAAAACAUGAAGUGAAAUAUGCUGUGAUAGGUUAAAUAUUCCCCAACAUGUACUUUAUAAGUUUAACACCCCAGCACCCACCCCAGCCUAAACACCAUUUAAAUUGUGUUGCUGUAUUCUGAAAGAUUUUUGCCACAUACAGCAUGUUUUGGACUGAAAUAACAGAAGUGUCCACAGACCUUGUGGAAGUACUAAUAAUGGUAAAAUGCUAUGCAUUCAGUUGUUUCUUUUAGUCUCGAGUAAAUUGUAAGGGGUAGGUUGGCAGCUAGUUUUCCUUGUGUAGGCUUACCCUCAUCUCUGCCACUGUAGUAUUUUCCUGAAGUCUGGAAAUACUGUAAACCAUGUAGACACCUCAUCAAAAUCCUCAUCAUCAGGCUACUGAAAUGCAAUGGCUUAACACUCUUGCCAGAGGUAACUGAAGCACAUGUUACUUUACUCGUUGUAUGCUGCUAUGCACUGAGAGGGCAUUAAAUUGUUAGGUUUGUAGUUCUGCAUGCUGCUAGUUAAACUAGACCAGCAGUUCUCAAAUGGGGGUUCAGAAUGGAUCCUGAGAAGGUGUGAGAACACUCAGGGUUCAGGUUCCAAAAUGCCUAGGUGUGACCGGCUGAAAACUGCAGCCAGAAUUAACUCAUGUUGAGACAAGCGUACUUCAAAGACUGGAGGUAGAGAAGGGAUGGCAUAGCUCAGAUGCUCUUUUUCUUGAUACCUCUUCUAACUUGUCUUUCUCUGUAGUGCAUUCCCAUUGCCUCACUGGAAGCUUCCAAGCACCUUUUAUUUGUCCACUGGCCAGCAUGAGCUGGGCUUGCAGUAGUCUGAGGAAGGAGCAUGGUGAGUUGCUCUUUGAGGUCCCUUCAGAGCUGGGUGUAGGAGUGGCUGCUGCUCCAGUGAGGGAGCCUGGAGCGAGCUAUGGGUCAGCAGGAGUGCUGUCCCUAGGCAGCUCUGGGGGAAAUCUCUGGGGGCCCUGCUUUGUCCUUCUAGCAGGAGAUUUCCAUGUCAAUGCUGCAGCCCCAGGCGGUGGGAUUUUAGUGUCUCCAUCUUCCCUCUCUUGCCUGCUGUGUAGAAAAAAUAUGAAUUUCCCCAGUUACUGACACUCUCAGAAGCUGCUUGGGCUCUGAGGCAGCAGCACCUUCUCAGCUUUUGCUUCCCAUCAUAUGUGUCUGGAUGUUCAUGGAUGUAUUUUGUACCUUCUGUUCCCUCCCUUUUGCAGCUCCACUCCCCAUAUGUACAGACCAAGAUCCCUAAACAGGGAAAGAAGGGCACAUGUGCUGAUAAAGUUGUUGUGUAUAUUUGAAUUAAAUAUGUGUAUGUGUCUGCAAAUAAUGUAUUUUGUAUUUUAUGCAAAUUAAUGCAUAAUAUAUGAUUGUGUAGGAAGACAUUCAGGGUGACUGUAAAGUAUUCCUGAAAAGGAGUAACUGAUCUAAAGUGUGAGAACUGCUGACCUAGAUCAAAAGGAGUCAAUGCACAUACACUGGCUGAAAGGAAGGUUUACGACAGGUAGAUUAAUAUGUAUAUUACUUAACUGAUGACCUUAGAGAGUAAAUUGGGAUUACAGAAAACUCUGUGCUUCAUUUUCCUUUAAUUAGACUCUUGCUUUGUUUCUACUAACAAACUUUCUACUGUUAUCUUCCAGAGAUGAACACUAGAGUCAUUGGUUUUAAUUACAACUGUUUGAGCUUACUAACAGCAGGUGUUCUUAAUAAUUUAUUAACCACUGAAGCUCCAAGUUAGGAGAACCCAUUGCUGUUACAUGCUGAUAUGUAGUGAGAGCCUUAUUAAAAUGGCACCAAAGGCUGUAGAGAAUUAAUUGAUGUCUGGGUUUAUUUUGGAGGGAAGUUGCUAAGCACUUUCUAAUUUGUUUUCUCUGUCUUCAGUUACUGUUGUAAAAUAAACUUCAUAGCUGAAGGUACAACGUUUGGCAAUGUUCAUUGGAAAGAUACUCAAAUGAUGGAGGCAGUAGGUUCCCAUUUGUAGCAUUUCUGUAAGAUAAACCAUGUAGCAUAUCUGUAACAUACAUUCUAAAGGAUAUGUUCUGUUUUAAUGAGCUAAUUGAAGACUAAAGAUAUCUUAGAUACUUAUUCUUUGGCUUUUGUCUUAAAGUUAUAUUAUUUUUAUAUGAAAAUUUCACUGGCUAAUUUUUAAUCUGUCUUCUGAUUGUACUGCCCCUUGGCAAUGUAAAAAGCAAGUACACAUAAAUGUGAUUUGGUAAUGGCUUAAGGCAUAUUUGGAAACAUGAACUUAAGUCUUAUUUAGACCUGCAGUUAACCACAGUGUUACAUGCAUGAAAAUUUCACAGCUGUUCUAAUUUGCUUUAUUAGACAGCUUCAGGAGACCUUCUACAGCUAGUGCUUAUGUACAACUCUUGGACAUAAUCACUGACAGAUGCCAGGAGCUCAGAGGAGACCUGAUUAAUGCACAUCUGUUCUGGUUCUUCUGGUACGCUACACUUCCCGUGGUUUUGGGAGAGCCACAGAUAGUGAGUUAUGCUUUAAAUAUUCAUGAAUGCAGCAACUAAGAAUGUGGGCCUUAUGUAUCCUCAAAGCUCUUUCUCCUUCACUGAUUUUGGCAUUAAACAGGAACUUACAAGCAGACACAGUUGCACUUACCUCUACUGAUAGAAAUGCAUGGGUGUUGGAGUGGUAGCCAGUAGAGCUGUGUCAGUAAAAUCAGUUUUAAAAAAUGCCACAGCUGUACGUGCAAGUUGCAAGUACACUGGAAAACUUAAGUGCAACUGAAGUCUACAUCAGAAGCUUUUGAGUUUACUCAGAAAAGCAAUACAAUACUUGGAGUAAUAUUCCUCCAGAACCAUUGUACAUACCAGUCACUUGUUUCUGUUCAGAUCCGUGAGGCUUUCCCAGGCUUAUGGGACCAUUUCCCAUGGCUUUCCCCACAAAUUAAGCUAGGCACUCUUGCAAAGAGGAAGUAUUGCAGAUUUUAAUUGAGUAUUUUUUUUUAUCACUUGCUUCUGCUGAGUGUGUCUGCAAGAAAUCCUGUUAGCUUUAUUUCCUGGGGUUUUGUUUUUUGUAUUCAGACUGCUGCUGUUGCGGGCUACAUCUCGUGCUAAUCCCUGCAAUAUUUCAAUUCCUAUAGAAAGGACUAUAGGAUACUGUAGGAUCUUAGCUCAAAGGGGAGGUAUGUUGGAUGGCUUUUUCCCUUUUUCUCCACUGGUCUCCUUCCUAAUCAGCUCCUUAAUGCAGACUGCAGAAUUAGCUCAGGGUAAAAACCCUUUGGCAGAGCACUAGGUGGAAUGUGACUGUAAGGAUCUCUUCCAGGAGAGUUUUAACUACUACACUUGUCUUGGCUUCAGAGUUUAUUUUUUAAAGAAAUGCACCUGAAUAGCAAAAUGGGUAUGCAGACUCCUCUGCUUAAUCUAGUUUUUAUCACUCAGCAACCCUGCUUUGCAGCAGAAGCAGAGCACUCUUGACAGGGAAGCUCAGCCACCUCCUCUGGGAGCUCCAGGCUGCUGCUUCUUCAAAAACAAGCAUUGCCUCACAUUUGGCACAUUUAUAAGACCUUUAUCACCUUUGCUUAUAUUGAGAGUAAAAAAAUAACCAUCUUGCCAAAUUAAACCGCCAUUUGUCUUGGAUCACCAGGGUUUUCAAGGAGACUGCAUUGUAUAUCCAUCCUUUACCUGUUAAUCCAGCAUACUUUUUUUUCCAGAAAUGAAGCUGUGUUGAUGGGGAGGGUAAAACUUUUGCUAGAUUUGUGUCAAUGAGGUAUCUCAGAUAGAAAUUUUAUAUUCUGCAAGCAUCUAUUUCCCCAUUUCUUUCCUGUGAAAGCAGUUUUUUUCCCCCAAUUUCUUUUUUGACAAAUCAUGAGUGGGAAUCCAGCCUUCUUGGUAGAACAGAUAGUCUGCAGGUGUGGCAGGAAGGGUAAAGGAAUGGAAUAAAAGCAAGUAUUUGAGCAGGUUUAUGACAGCUUUUGUGUAACUUCUUUACCUUGAUCUUAGCUGUAAGGAAAUGUUCACAUAUAAAACAAUUUUUUUUUUUAUGUAGUAAGACGUUGCUGGGUGUAGUGUGUCACUGCCUGGCAUACCAGUUAAAACUGCUGCCAGUUUCAGAUGACGCUUCUCAUCUUAAUACCACAAUACUGAUACACUUAUAUAUGUACUGAUACACCACACACUGAUGAACUUACAGCUCAAUAGCUUAAGAAAUUUCUUACACAUUGACAAAUGUGAUCAAAGAAUUCAAUGACAGCUAUAUUGCAAGUCCUGGUUCUGCAAAUAAUUAGACAUUCACAUAAUUUAUAACAAGAAUAGUUCUCCUGAUUGUAUUGAGACUAUUCAUACCAAAAUUAAAUGUGUAUAACCGUUUGCGGGGUAUUUUCUUAGCAGUAUUGCAUAGAAAUGUCACAUAUUUGGUUAAGUGACAAUUCUGUAUCUAGACUUUUACUCAUAAAUUGCUCUAGGUUGCAGAUAAUGACUCUGCAGAGGAAUCAACUUAGGAUUUUAAAUAUUUACCCAUAUUAAUUUAUUAGACAUGGAGAGAAACUAACAUUUUAAAGUAUUUAAAGACACAGUUUCUGUUGAAUGCCAAGUAGAACAGGUAGGACGAAGCUAUAAAUGUGUAAUUUCAAUGUCGGGUAUAGUAUUUGCUUGUAGUGAAUUAAUUUCUGAAAAUGCUUUUUUGCCUUGAUGGGUAUCAUCUAUGUUGGUUGGAGUGUUUUGUCCUCUACUUGUCUCCAGGGUCUCAUGCUCAUCGCUGCCACGUGUAUUCAGGGCCCCAUCCUAGAGCCACUCUGUAGGUUUUUGUAACCUCUGCACUGAAACUUGCACACGCCCACUCAUUCCCUUGAAGGUUGCGGGUAUUAUUUGCUGAUCACUUACAGUGAUGUGGAAGGAAAAAGAAGGAAAUAGGAGAUAUGUAGUAAGCUCACAGUCUACCUUUUGUAACCACUGAUGUAACUUUUCCAAAGCACAAUGACAGGAGUAAGUGUUACAAACAGAUUUCAAGUUAAAGAAUGUUAAAGCUUCCUGCUGAAUUAUCCCAAAUUACUGUGCACAAUAAGGAGCUAGAAAAAGGAGAUCUAAAGGGAUUUUUUUUCCAUCUAGAAAGUAUAAUUUCAGCAGAACUGUACAUUCGUAGUGAUGAUAAAUAUCGUUAAUGUGUAACAUGAAACACAGCAUUUUAAUUGGGUGUAAAAAGCACUGUAAUAUUCUGUAAGGUUGUCAAAAGGCUUACAGUAUUGGUUGUAGAUACAAAAGCAUGUAUGCUUGCUAUUAUGGGAUUAGGCUAAAACACAAAUAUAAUUGAUUCAUGAAGCGUAUCUACUUUGUGAGUAAAGCCAAGUCAGCCUAUGGUAAGGCUUGUGCAUUGUCCUCAGCCACCUGGGUAGUGUGCUAGCAGCCAGGACGCUGCUGUCCUCUAGCAGCUUUGUGCAAAGUUGGAUGUUUGAAAAAACAAUGAGGUAUUAUGCACACUCAGGCUCCUUUUUAAGUAGUCUUUGUGUCACAGUGUUAACAAACCAGUAUUGAUCAGGAAAGAUGUGUGCAAAGAAUGAAAAGAUUUAUUAAUGAGUGCCAAAUACUUCUAUUUAGGAUUGAAAAGGCAUAGAAUAUCUCAUUAAAAUUAAUGUGUGGGGGGUUUUUUAAGGGAUCCUUCACAGGAGAAAAGUACAGAAGUUCCUCACAAAGGGUUAAUACUUUAGCUGCUGUUGCCAUUAAUAUCAAAUAAUCCUAUAAGAAUUAAAGACUAAAGUGUUUGAAUUGUAUAAGGCCAUUAGAUACUGGCUCAGCACAAGUAAUGUACUGAGGAGAUAGCUCAGUGGUUGUCUGUAGUUGUUUCCUAGCAUGGCUUCUCUCCUCUUUCUGUCUGGCAAUGAAACUGAGAUCCUGUUGUAGAGAGUAAUGGUUUAUGGUUAUAUGGCUGGACUCAGGGUUCUCUUAGGACUUCCCAGAAACAGACAAAAGAAAAUGCACAGAGAAAAGACUAAGUUAUUAGGAAGGAUCUCCCUCUACUAGAAAAUCAAGGAUAAAAAUGGGCUUACAAGGAGAGCUGCUAUUAAUAUAUUUUGAAAUAGCUACUUAGCAAGCUUAGGCACCACGGCUGGAUGCUACGUGAGGACCUGCAGUGCCACUACAGCCAAAAGGUUUCCUCUUCGGCCCUUCUUCCCCAAGGGUAUGGAAGAAUGGAUUUGAUAGUGAUACAGUGCUGUAACAUCACUAUGUUAAUAUUUGCUUUAGCUGCAUGUUACGACUUCCUUGUAAAAGCUAAGAUUUUAAAACUUUAAAAUGGCUUUAGAAGCACUGUAGCAGCUAUGGGAGUUAAGCCACAGCAAGAUAGAUGGGGUUGUGCAAACUUUAAUUAGGGGUUGAUAAGCCGGACCACACUGAUAAAUAACGUCAGCAGCCUUACUCAGCUGGAACUGCAAGAAGUGCAUCACCCACAGACCUUAAUGAAUCAGAACAGUGAGACCAACCACACAAAACAGAAGCAUCUGAAGUGUUUUUGAAAGUAACUUUCCCUUCAUCUGGUGUUAAAUUAAUUUUAGAUUAGGAGUUUUCCCUUGCCUGUCAAGUCUGUAGGGAUUAGUUAUUUCACUAUCUGCAGUGCCUGGUGCAUUGCUGUAUUUGAGAUAUUUGUCAGUUUUUAAAUAGAACUAGGUUUUAUGAAUAUUUUGUCAACCCCAUUUCAGUGGGUGUCCAGUUCAUACAAAACCUAAAGAAAUCCUAUGUCAAAAAAAUGUAUUUAGACAUGGCUUAUCCUAUAGCAUCUCAAGUGCUAAAUAAUAGCAGUUGCAAUUUGAGAGAACGGCAAGCGGUUUCUUAAGGUUGCUUUUUCAUGUUAACAUUGUCUAUUCUUUCCUGCUUUUAACAUAGAAUUUUUGCCAAAUAUAUUUUUCAGCAAAAAAGGACGAAAUAAUCGGUGGUGCCAAGCACUGCGAGCUAUGUUUCUAAGCAUUGUCUCCUCUUACUGCGCUAGUUUUAAAAUCCAGUUUGUGAUCAUCUAUUAUCCUUUCUAUGGCCUUUUUAACAGAUUUUACCCAAUCCAUUUUCUACUCCUUAAAGUUACAUCACCGAAACCUCAGAGAAAUUUACCACAGACUGUGGGUGAAAGAAGCACUAUGUGGGGUGAAGUAAUAAAUCAGAAUGGCAACUGGACUUUGAUAUAUUGCGAAACUGUAAGACUAAUACAUGAAUGAGAUGUGAUUGUGCAUUUACGGAGUGAUAUACUGGAAUAUUCUUUUCUAGGAAAUUUUAGCCCAUGGAGCACUAAAUUCUACAGGUAAAUCUUAUGUCUCUAAUUGAUACAUAGUAAUGUACAUUAUAACCACAAAAUGAAAUUUUACAGUUGAAGAGUACAUGGUGAACUAUGUAAAAACAGGAUCUUCACUUUGGGAAUCUUCUUUUGUAAAAAAAGCACUUUCCUAUUACCAACUGGCAUGUGAAUGAAUUUUAGAUUCUCUCCUUUGUUAUGAUCCUGUAGAAGUGAAAUCUCUUUAAUCUGCCUGUUAAUGGAUAAAUCCAUCAUACAGAUGUUGAAAAAAAGCACCUUAUACUAUGCUGCUUGAACUUGCUUGUACUUGCACCUUUUGUUACCUGCAGAUUUUUCUUAAUGAGUAUUCUUGUGUGAUACCAUUGUUCCCUGUGGGUCUGGGUGAAGGAUUAACCAACCUGCAGCAUCAGUUACUUACAGUUUCUAUUUCAAUACAACAGUGUAUUGUAAAUUCAGUGCUUCAGAAAUAAAUGCUACUUCCAUUUGUCUGGU
Melopsittacus undulatus (budgerigar) is the source of this 10929-nucleotide messenger RNA. It is a transcript of the gene PHC3, whose product is annotated as polyhomeotic homolog 3. The transcript is spliced from 14 exons. Lineage: Eukaryota; Metazoa; Chordata; Aves; Psittaciformes; Psittaculidae. Gene Ontology annotation, molecular function: histone binding; zinc ion binding; chromatin binding. Gene Ontology annotation, biological process: negative regulation of DNA-templated transcription. Bases 23 to 2974 code for a protein of 983 amino acids. Gene Ontology annotation, cellular component: PRC1 complex; nucleus. The record is from RefSeq and is a predicted model, not a curated record.